CCUUACCCACUGCUGCUUCCCCAGGCCCCCGGCAGGCCCCCAACCCUGCUUGCUCCCAGCUGGGCGAAGAAGGAUGUCGGUCUGCUACCGUCCCCCGGGAAACGAGACGCUGCUGAGCUGGAAGGCGUCGCGGGCCACAGGCACGGCCUUCCUGCUGCUGGCGGCGCUGCUGGGACUGCCCGGCAACGGCUUCGUGGUGUGGAGCCUGGCGGGCUGGCGGCCCGCACGGGGACGGCCGCUGGCGGCCACCCUAGUGCUGCACCUGGCGCUGGCCGAUGGCGUGGUGCUGCUGCUCACUCCGCUCUUCGUGGCCUUCCUGACCGGGCAGGCCUGGCCGCUGGGCCAGGCGGGCUGCAAGGCGGUGUACUACGUGUGCGCACUCAGCAUGUACGCCAGCGUGCUGCUCACCGGCCUGCUCAGCCUGCAGCGCUGCCUCGCCGUCACCCGCCCCUUCCUGGCGCCUCGGCUGCGCAGCCCGGCCCUGGCCCGCCGCCUGCUGCUGGCCGUCUGGCUGGCCGCCUUGGUGCUCGCCGCCCCGGCCGCCGUCUACCGCCAGCUGUGGGCGGACCGCGUGUGCCAGCUGUGCCACCCGUCGCCCGCCCACCCCGCCCCCCACCCGAGCCCGGAGACUCCGACCGCCCUUGUGCUCCCCUUCCGGCCGCGGCUCGGCUGCUACAGCGUGACGCUGGUGCGGCUGCGCGGCGCCCGCUGGGGCUCCGGGCGGCAGGGCGCGCGGGUGGGCCGGCUGGUGAGCGCCAUCGUGCUCGCCUUCGGCUUGCUCUGGGCGCCCUACCACGCGGUCAACCUUCUGCAAGCGGUGGCCGCGCUGGCUCCGCCUGAAGGGGCCUUGGCGAGGAUUGGCGGAGCCGGCCAGGCCGCACGGGCCGGAACUACGGCCUUGGCCUUCUUCAGCUCCAGCGUCAACCCGGUGCUCUACGUCUUCACCGCCGGGGAUCUGCUGCCCCGGGCAGGUCCCCGUUUCCUCAAGCGGCUUUUCGAGGGCUCCUGGGAGGCCCGAGGGGGCGGCCGCUCUAGGGAGGGAACCCUGGAGCUCCGAAGUAUUCCUCAGCUGAAAGUAGGGCAGGGCGGGGGCAAUGGAGACCCCGGGGGAGGGAUGGAGAGGGACGGUCAGGGAUGGGACCCUUGACACCAAACCAUACCAC
This is a messenger RNA of Galeopterus variegatus (Sunda flying lemur), 1163 nucleotides long. RefSeq names its product leukotriene B4 receptor 2 (gene LTB4R2). Gene Ontology annotation, biological process: inflammatory response; neuropeptide signaling pathway. The record is from RefSeq and is a predicted model, not a curated record. The coding region runs from base 74 to 1147 and encodes 357 amino acids. Gene Ontology annotation, molecular function: leukotriene B4 receptor activity; G protein-coupled peptide receptor activity. The transcript has 2 exons. Gene Ontology annotation, cellular component: membrane. Lineage: Eukaryota; Metazoa; Chordata; Mammalia; Dermoptera; Cynocephalidae.